AUCAAAGAAUUUGAAUGCUUUGUUUUUAUUAUUUUCUGGAAAUCAAGCAUCAGUAUACUUAGAAGUUAGAACUCCUUUUAUUGUUUUGUGACCUGGUGAUGAUGCUUUGGUUGGUUUGGAGAACAGGAGAAAAGAAGAGUAUUAAUUCAGAGUUAUGGCAUGCCUGUGCUGGACCUCUUGUUUCUUUGCCUCCUGUUGGAAGUCUUGUUGUUUACUUUCCCCAAGGUCACAGUGAGCAAGUUGCAGCAUCUAUGCAAAAGGAGGCUGAUGUCAUACCAAGCUAUCCCAACCUUCCUUCCAAGUUAAUUUGCAUGCUUCAUAAUGUCACAUUGCAUGCUGAUCCAGAAACUGAUGAAGUCUAUGCACAGAUGACUCUUCAACCUGUUAGCAAAUAUGACAAUGAAGCAUUACUAGCGUCAGAUUUGGGCCUCAAGCAAAGCAGACAACCUGCUGAGUUCUUCUGCAAGACUCUUACAGCUAGUGACACAAGUACUCAUGGUGGAUUUUCUGUGCCACGUCGAGCUGCUGAGAAAAUCUUUCCUCCUCUAGAUUUUUCAAUGCAACCACCUGCACAGGAGAUAGUAGCUAAAGAUUUACAUGAUAAUACAUGGACAUUCAGACAUAUCUAUCGAGGUCAACCGAAGAGGCACCUGUUGACCACUGGUUGGAGUGUCUUUGUUAGCACAAAAAGAGUCUUUGCUGGAGAUUCUGUUCUUUUCAUCAGAGAUGAGAAGUCACAGCUUCUCUUGGGUACAAGGCGUUCUAAUAGACAGCAGCCAGCUCUCUCUUCAUCAGUCAUUUCAAGUGAUAGCAUGCACAUUGGAAUCCUAGCUGCUGCAGCCCAUGCGGCAGCAAACAACAGCCCUUUUACCAUAUUUUACAAUCCAAGGGCAAGCCCUUCUGAGUUUGUGGUUCCCUUAGCAAAGUACAAUAAAGCCAUGUACACCCAAGUUUCACUUGGCAUGCGAUUUAGAAUGAUGUUUGAGACUGAGGAAUCAGGUGUCCGUAGAUACAUGGGUACUAUUACUGGUAUAAGUGACUUGGAUCCUUUGCGAUGGAAAAACUCACAAUGGCGCAAUCUUCAGGUUGGAUGGGAUGAAUCAGCAGCUGGUGAGCGGCCAAGCCGAGUUUCAGUUUGGGAAAUUGAACCUGUUGUAACUCCAUUCUACAUAUGUCCACCAUUUUUCAGGCCCAGGUUUCCAAGACAACCAGGGAUGCCAGAUGAUGAGUCUGAUAUGGAGAAUGCUUUUAAGAGAGCUAUGCCCUGGCUUGGAGAUGACUUUGGUAUGAAGGAUGCCCAGAGUUCCAUCUUCCCUGGUUUGAGCUUAGUGCAAUGGAUGAGCAUGCAACAAAAUAAACAGUUCCCAACCGCUCAAUCAGGAUUCUUCCCAUCCAUGGUUUCUUCAAAUGCCUUGCACAAUAACCUAAGUACUGAUGAUCCUUCCAAGUUAUUGAAUUUUCAAGCUCCCAUGUUGUCAGCCCCAAAUUUACAGUUCAACAAAACAAAUCCAAAUCAAGUCAACCAAUUGCCACAGGCACCUAUCACUUGGCCGCAACAGCAGCAGCAGCAGCUUCAGCAGUUACUACAGGCACCUAUGAAUCAACAGCAUCAGCAACAGCAAUCCCAACAACAACUGCAGCAGAAACCACUGCAGCAACCACAACAGCAAGUGCAGCAGAUUCUUCAUCAUCAACAGCAGCCACAGCCACAACAACAGCAUCUGCAGCAGCAACAGCAACAACUACAGCAGCAGCAACAAAGACAACAGCAGUUGCCACAACAAAUGUUCCUUCCAAAUCAAGUAAACAAUGGUAUGGUUUCCUCUAACCAGAUCCCAAAUCAGAAUUCACAUCAACAAACUGCCUUCUCUCCGCUUCAGCAGCAACAGUUAUUGACAAGCAGUAACCAGUCCACCCAGACUAUCCUCUCUGCUAACAAGACUUCACAUCAGUUGACAACUUCACCACAAGACUCUCAGCCGUUACAGCAACAAAUUGAGCAUAAUCAACCAAAUCUCUUACAGAGGAACCAGCAACAGACACCAUUGCAGCCCUCAUCACUGCAUUUAUUGCAAUCUCAAAGAAUACAGCAGCCACCUCAAGUUCAGCAGUUAUCACAGCAAUGUCUCUCAGAGCAGCAGCUACAAUUGCAGCUAUUACAGAAAUUACAACAGCAGCAUCAGCAAUCCCAACAAUUACUCUCCCCAGCAGGCUCUCUUUUGCAGCCUCAGGUGCUCCAGCAACAGCAAGCCCAUCAACAGAACCAACAAUUUCAACAGCUACCACUUUCUCAGAGCCAACAGAAACCACUCAGUAGCAAUGGCUUCCCAUCAUCAACUCUGAUGCAACCUCAGCUUACAGUUAACCAGCCCCACAGCCACAACAAAACACCUACAGCUAUGAGAACCCAUUCUGGUCUUACAGAUGGAGAUCCUCCUUCCUGUUCAACCUCCCCAUCGACCAAUAAUUGUCAGGUUUCUCCCUCAAAUUUCCUCAAUAGAAGUCAACAAGGACCAGUGGCAUUGGCAACAGAUCCAGUUGUUGAGCCUGCAAGUAACCCAGUACGGGAGUUUCAGAGCAAGCCAGAUAUUCGGAUUAAACAUGAGUUACCUGGCUCAAAAGGACCAGACCAAUUAAAGUUCAAAAGUACCAUCACAGAUCAAUUGGAAGCAUCCUCUUCUGGGACGUCAUACUGUCUGGAUGCUGGCACCAUGCAGCACAAUUUCUCACUCCCCACCUUUUUGGAUGGUGAUGUUGAAUCACACUCCAGGAACAAUCUUCCUUUCACUGCUAAUAUUGAUGGAUUGACACCUGACACCAUAUUAUCAAGGGGAUAUGACUCUCAGAAGGAUCUCCAGAACUUGCUUUCUAAUUAUGGUAGUGCUCCAAGGGAUAUUGAGACUGAGCUGUCUACUGCUGCAAUAAGCUCUCAAUCAUUUGGAGUGCCAAACAUGCCUUUCAAGACUGGGUGCUCAAAUGAUGUUACCAUCAACGAGGCAGGGGUUUUAAAUGGUGGAUUGUGGGCCAACCAGACGCAACGUAUGCGAACAUACACAAAGGUUCAAAAGCGUGGUUCUGUGGGAAGAUCAAUUGAUGUGACCCGUUACAAAGCAUAUGAUGAACUCAGGCAUGAUCUGGCACGCAUGUUUGGCAUUGAAGGGCAGCUUGAAGAUCCACUAAAUUCUGAUUGGAAACUAGUUUAUGUUGAUCAUGAAAAUGACAUGCUACUAGUUGGUGAUGAUCCUUGGGCAGAGUUCGUAAGUUGCGUUCAGAGCAUUAAGAUACUGUCAUCUGCUGAAGUUCAGCAAAUGAGCUUGGAUGGAAACCUGGGUAAUGUGCCAGUUCCAAAUCAAGCUUGUAGUGGAACCGACAGUGGGAAUGCAUGGAGACACUACGAUGAUCAUUCAGCCGCCUCGUUUAAUCGAUGAGGGUUUGAACUUUGAAGAACUAGACCGUCAUGUAUCUUCUAGCGUUUUUACUUUGCCUGGGGCAUAUGUCAAAAUUAGUGCAUACCUGAGAUUUGAAUGAUCAGAACCCUUCUAGUGGUCACUUGCUGGGAGAUGCAAUUGCCCUAGAGGAUCAAGCCAUUAGCAAAGCAUGGACUGUAUCAGGUUCUUGAUUCCAACCCACGGUCAAAGCCAUUGCCAAAGGAUUUAUGAUUCAACUUUAGGGUCUUAUUUUUUUAUUUUGGCCUUGGAGGAUUAGGACUUGGGAGAGAUAAACACAGGCAAGAAUCGGAUGGUGUAUAAUAUUAUUUACAGUUAAUCAGUUAUACUCUCUUGUAAAUUGCUGUGACCUAGACCUCAUUAUGCACAGAAAUGAGUAAUUGUUGUAGCUUAUUGCUCAGUAGAAAGAUAAAAUUGGCUUCAAAUU
Molecule: messenger RNA, 3873 nt
Organism: Rubroshorea leprosula
Lineage: Eukaryota; Viridiplantae; Streptophyta; Magnoliopsida; Malvales; Dipterocarpaceae
Source: the annotation of a GenBank genome assembly